GGGCUUGGAUAAUGAGUCAAUCCGGAAGUGGAGUGUCCCUGUGCACUUUCGGAGGUGUCAAAGAAAAGACGUCGCCGCGGACAGACUGUAACGCAGGCACGCGCGCGCAGGAGAUUAUGAAAUGUAGAGGGACGAAGAAGGGGACGUCGGGCUGCUAUUAUCCGCGCUAAAUGUCCACCCAGAGUUUCUGAAUGAGACACGUCUGAAUGGCGGUAGAGCUGAGGUAGAGGAGGGGGUAACAGCGCGGAUAUGGGAAAGACUGAAUCCGGAGAGACGGUGGGGUAUUGGCACCGGUAAAUGGGAGACACCUGGAGUCGGAGGACAGAAAAGUAAGGGGCAAAAGACCAAACACGGAGAACCCCCGACAGACGACCCGUCUACAUUUGGAGCAAUGAAGAAAGUUCUGAUGUGGAGAGAGAGAGACACUGUGCCUCUGAGGGAAUGAGACUGCUCGGUCUUCAGUCCUGUCCUCGCUGCGCUCUCUCCUGUGGUGUCACUGGGCCAUGGUGCGGAAGAAAGGCGUGGUCAUCCUGUGUGGAGCCUUCCUAUUCGUCGCCUGGAACGCUCUGCUCCUGCUCUUCCUCUGGGGGCGGCCUCCCAUUGGCCGGCUCGGGGAGGUGGGCGGCGCCGAGCCGGGUGGCAGGGAGGAGUGGGGGGCCGGCAGAGGAGGUGGGGCCGACCUGGCGGGGGAAGUCAUCCGAUUGGCCGAGGAAGUGGAGUCGGAGCUGGAGACCCAGAAGCACCUGCUGAAGCAGAUACAGAGUCACCGGUCGCUAUGGGAACGGCGGAGGGAGGUGGGAAAGAGAGCGAUGGCGGCGGCGAAGGAGGAGGAGGAGGAGAAGAAGAAGGGCGGCGAGGCAAAGGGACGUGCUGAGGGGUCUCCUCCACCGCCCCCGGCCCCGCCCCCAAACCAGAACCAGAACCAGAACAGCGUGGAGAACGCGGACCAAGUUAUCAGCAAAAACGCCAAAGGUUCGCUGGCCCCUCCUCCUUUCCAUAGGGGGGGGUCGGACGCCGUCGCAGAGGAGCCGCCGGCGAACCGGAACAAGCCGGCCACCCUGGUGACCCCCCCGCAGGCGGUCAUCCCCAUCCUGGUCAUCGCCUGCGACCGCGUGACCGUCAGGCGCAGCCUGGACAAGCUGAUCCAGUACCGCCCGUCCCCCGAGCUCCACCCAAUCAUCGUGAGCCAGGACUGCGGCCACGCCGACACGGCCAAGGUGAUUGGCUCCUACGGCGCUCAGGUGACCCACCUCAGGCAGCCCGAUGUCUCAGACAUCCGGGUGCGGCCCGAGCACAGGAAGUUCCAGGGCUACUACAAGAUCGCCCGCCAUUACCACUGGGCCCUGAACCAGGUGUUCACCGUGCUGUCCUACGACACCGUCGUCAUCGUGGAGGACGACCUGGAGGUGGCGCCGGACUUUUUUGAGUACUUCCGGGCGCUGUACCCGAUCCUGCGGUCGGACCCGACGCUGUGGUGCGUGUCUGCGUGGAACGACAACGGGCGGGACGGGCUGGUGGACGUGGGGCAGCCAGGCCUGCUGUACCGAACCGACUUCUUCCCCGGCCUGGGCUGGAUGCUGCUGCGGGACCUGUGGGCGGAGCUGGAGCCCAAGUGGCCCGCGGCAUUCUGGGACGACUGGAUGCGUCAGCCGGACCAGCGGCGGGACCGCUCCUGCGUGCGGCCCGAGGUUUCCCGGACGAUGACCUUCGGGCGCAAGGGCGUGAGCCUGGGCCAGUUUUUCGACCAGUACCUGCGCUACAUCAGGCUCAACUCCGAAUUCGUGCCUUUCACCCGGCUGGACCUGUCCUACCUGCUCAGGGACGGGUACGACCGCAGGUUCCAGAGCCAGGUGUACGGCGCCCCCCUGGUGAAAGUGGAGGAACUGCAGCAGGGGGGCGCGCUGAAAGGGAAUGGGCCCUUUCGGGUGCAGUAUUCCAGCCGGGACAGUUUUAAGGUCCUGGCCCGUAACUUGGGGGUGAUGGACGACCUGAAGUCGGGGGUCCCGCGGGCCGGCUAUAGGGGCGUGGUCAGCUUCCUGUCCCGUGGCCGAAGGGUCUACUUAGCGCCCCCCCCUGGCUGGAGUCAUUAUGACACCAGCUGGAGUUGAGGGAGGGGACACUAGGUGGGGGGGGGGGGGUUAUAUUUCAUGGAAAUAUAAAUCACGAGCGGAGGUGCCAGGAAGGAAAGGAGGAACAAAACAGCCUCUCCAAACCAAAGUAAAUAUGAAAAAAAAUCUUCUUUUUAAACUGCCCCCCCCACCGGAGGGCCUGUUCCUCUCGUCUUUUCUCACCGUAUGCACUCGACUGGGAUCCGCCGUGCCACUCUGAGACUCCGGACCAAUCAGAGGAAGAGGGUGGCAUUGUGGGCAGAGACACAAAAAGAAGCCCCUCCUCACUCCUGGAGAAAGCGGGAAAUGCACCAGGUGCAAAAAAACUAAACAAACAAAACAAAAUGGCUACCAGAAAAAGGCGCAGUCGUGGGAGUUUCGGUGUCAGAUGUCCGGUGGAGAAGGUGGAGCAGGUUAACCGGGUCGAUCUCUGCCUUCUACCCUGCGUGUCCAAACUGGGGUUUGAGAAGGAAUGUGUCCUCUGGACACUUUUUUUUUUCUGUAAAAGUUUCUCAAUCUGUCUCAAUUUUACAACAGGACCGGGUAUGGGGGACGGUUGGGAGAUUUUAGGUUUAUUUGUAAUAUAAUAAAUGAAGUUAGAUACGCAGAGAGAAAUUACCGUUUUAUUUGAUUCAUGCAGAUGGAAUAAUAAUAAAAGGAUUUUUUUUUUGUCAAAUGGUAGUUGAUUAUAUUUUCUGAGUGCUUGAUGAAGCCCAUACUGUGCAGUUAAGCGUCACGCACCAACAGUGCACCAGUGAUGCGUUUCCUGUUACAAUCCAGUUUUCAGGGCGUGCUGUACACUUACAAAAAAAAAAAACUCAAAACAGGAAAUCGUUUAAUCCCCAUGACAUUACAACAGCUGUCAUUUAAGAUUAGGUUUGUUUAAAAACCAAUGUUUAUUAUGUACCUUAUCGCAUUUUCCAUUUAGCGUGGAUGAAGAUCAAAACCUGGUGCUGUGUGUGGAGGGCAUAAGUAUAUACUUUUUUCUGAGGUUCUGGAUGGUUCUUCAGUUUUGGUCGUGUUAUUAAGGUGAGGUGUGGAAACACUGCCUGGGAUGUUUUUAACUUUAAUCCAUGGAGAAUAAAAGAGAGAAUUUUAGAGUUUAA
Molecule: messenger RNA, 3214 nt
Organism: Anguilla rostrata (American eel)
Lineage: Eukaryota; Metazoa; Chordata; Actinopteri; Anguilliformes; Anguillidae
Gene: mgat1b
Product: alpha-1,3-mannosyl-glycoprotein 2-beta-N-acetylglucosaminyltransferase b
Exons: 4
Coding region: 504-2108 (534 amino acids)
Biological process (GO): protein N-linked glycosylation
Cellular component (GO): Golgi apparatus
Molecular function (GO): alpha-1,3-mannosylglycoprotein 2-beta-N-acetylglucosaminyltransferase activity
Source: RefSeq, a predicted model, not a curated record